Messenger RNA from Bombyx mori (domestic silkworm), 2376 nucleotides. RefSeq lists its product as uncharacterized. The record is from RefSeq and is a predicted model, not a curated record. The coding region runs from base 1021 to 2334 and encodes 437 amino acids. The transcript has 2 exons. NCBI's taxonomy places the organism in Eukaryota, Metazoa, Arthropoda, Insecta, Lepidoptera, Bombycidae.
GUGAGACAUUUAAUGACAGCGCCGCCACCGUAUCGACCGCUUAGAAGAUUCACUUAUUGUAAAUAUCAACAAUAAUCAAAUAUCAAUGAAUACGCGAAGAAAAUAUUUGAAAUUUUGUACGUUUUCGUAAAACACUAUAUUUUGUGUUUCAAUAUUCGUCAUUAACAAUUUAACGAUAACGAAAAAUAGAAGCAAAAGGGAUGGGGCGUUAAAGCGAAAGACUUCGAAUCCCGCAUUAUCGCAGGGUUGACGCUCAAGCGAUAGACUUCGAAUCCCGCAUUAUUGCAGGGUCGGCGCUCAAACGAUAGACUUCGAAUCCCACAUUAUCGCAGGGCUGGCGCUCAAGCGAUAGACAUCGAAUCCCGCAUUAUCGCAGGGUUGGCGCUCAAGCGACAGACUUCGAAUGCCGCAUUAUCGCAGGGUUGGCGCUCAAGCGACAGACUUCGAAUGCCGCAUUAUCGCAGGGUUGGCGCUCAAGCGACAGACUUCGAAUGCCGCAUUAUCGCAGGGUUGGCGCUCAAGCGACAGACUUCGAAUGCCGCAUUAUCGCAGGGUUGGCGCUCAAGCGACACACUUCGAAUGCCGCAUUAUCGCAGGGUUGGCGCUCAAGCGACACACUUCGAAUGCCGCAUUAUCGCAGGGGUUGGCGCUCAAGCGACACACUUCGAAUGCCGCAUUAUCGCAGGGUUGGCGCUCAAGCGACAGACUUCGAAUGCCGCAUUAUCGCAGGGUUGGCGCUCAAGCGACAGACUUCGAAUGCCGCAUUAUCGCAGGGUUGGCGCUCAAGCGACAGACUUCGAAUGCCGCAUUAUCGCAGGGUUGGCGCUCAAGCGACACACUUCGAAUGCCGCAUUAUCGCAGGGUUGGCGCUCAAGCGACACACUUCGAAUCCCGCAUUAUCACAGGGUUGGCGCUCAAGCGACAGACUUCGAAUGCCGCAUUAUCGCAGGGUUGGCGCUCAAGCGACAGACUUCGAAUGCCGCAUGAUCGCAGGGUUGGCGCUCAAGCGACACACUUCGAAUGCCGCAUUAUCGCAGGGUUGGCGCUCAAGCGACACACUUCGAAUGCCGCAUUAUCGCAGGGUUGGCGCUCAAGCGACACACUUCGAAUGCCGCAUUAUCGCAGGGUUGGCGCUCAAGCGACACACUUCGAAUGCCGCAUUAUCGCAGGGUUGGCGCUCAAGCGACAGACUUCGAAUGCCGCAUUAUCGCAGGGUUGGCGCUCAAGCGACAGACUUCGAAUGCCGCAUUAUCGCAGGGUUGGCGCUCAAGCGACAGACUUCGAAUGCCGCAUUAUCGCAGGGUUGGCGCUCAAGCGACACACUUCGAAUGCCGCAUUAUCGCAGGGUUGGCGCUCAAGCGACACACUUCGAAUCCCGCAUUAUCACAGGGUUGGCGCUCAAGCGACAGACUUCGAAUGCCGCAUUAUCGCAGGGUUGGCGCUCAAGCGACAGACUUCGAAUGCCGCAUUAUCGCAGGGUUGGCGCUCAAGCGACAGACUUCGAAUGCCGCAUUAUCGCAGGGUUGGCGCUCAAGCGACACACUUCGAAUGCCGCAUUAUCGCAGGGUUGGCGCUCAAGCGACAGACUUCGAAUGCCGCAUUAUCGCAGGGUUGGCGCUCAAGCGACACACUUCGAAUGCCGCAUUAUCGCAGGGUUGGCGCUCAAGCGACACACUUCGAAUCCCGCAUUAUCACAGGGUUGGCGCUCAAGCGACAGACUUCGAAUGCCGCAUUAUCGCAGGGUUGGCGCUCAAGCGACAGACUUCGAAUGCCGCAUUAUCGCAGGGUUGGCGCUCAAGCGACAGACUUCGAAUGCCGCAUUAUCGCAGGGUUGGCGCUCAAGCGACAGACUUCGAAUGCCGCAUUAUCGCAGGGUUGGCGCUCAAGCGACAGACUUCGAAUGCCGCAUUAUCGCAGGGUUGGCGCUCAAGCGACAGACUUCGAAUGCCGCAUUAUCGCAGGGUUGGCGCUCAAGCGACAGACUUCGAAUGCCGCAUUAUCGCAGGGUUGGCGCUCAAGCGACAGACUUCGAAUGCCGCAUUAUCGCAGGGUUGGCGCUCAAGCGACACACUUCGAAUGCCGCAUUAUCGCAGGGUUGGCGCUCAAGCGACAGACUUCGAAUGCCGCAUUAUCGCAGGGUUGGCGCUCAAGCGACACACUUCGAAUGCCGCAUUAUCGCAGGGUUGGCGCUCAAGCGACACACUUCGAAUGCCGCAUUAUCGCAGGGUUGGCGCUCAAGCGACACACUUCGAAUCCCGCAUUAUCACAGGGUUGACGCUCAAGCGACAGACUUCGAAUCCCGCAUUACCGCCAGACCCGCGUACAAUGUGUUAACUACGUUCACGGCUCGCGAAACCCGGAGAAAAAAACACUAUG